Prorocentrum cordatum is the source of this 1725-nucleotide messenger RNA. The record is from the annotation of a GenBank genome assembly. NCBI's taxonomy places the organism in Eukaryota, Dinophyceae, Prorocentrales, Prorocentraceae.
AUGGCAACUGCCGAGCAGAUGAUAGCCAACUUGAGGUCGAGGGCGAGCCUCGUGGCGUCGCAGGUUGCCGCUGGCCUCGAUCGCGACACCCUCCUCGUCAGCCAGGCCCAGGCCUUCCUCGUCGAGGUUCGCGCUGCUGGGCAACUCACCGUCAACGACGUCACGAUGAUCUCCAUUGAGAUUGUGAAUGGCCCAUGGGGCCUCACGGAGAAGACUGCGCUGGCCACUGCCGUCGCCGCGCAGGCCAGCAGGCCCGCGCAGCAGAGGGGCCAGAAGCAGCACAGGGAGAACCAGACGAUGACGUACGUGGAGAGGUACUUGACCGAUCGCGACUGGGCUUGCCUCGCCGACUCUGGGACAUCCGUUGAGGCCAAGCUCCACCACUUGGCUGAGCGCUUGUGGCUGCUGGGCGUGACGUGCCCGUCGAUACCAUUGCUCAAGCGCGCAGUGGCCAAGGUUGUCUUGGUCGGGCUUCCGGCUGAGAGCCGAGGCGCUACGGCCGAGACCAAGCAGCAGUGGUGCAAGACGCUGAAGGGCGCCAUCAAGUCCAUCGACUCGCAGCGGGACCACCCAUCGCAGCACGUCAAAAUAUCAUGGGAGCCGCCCACUGACAUGCCACAGUCGUCCCGCACCUUCGCCUACAAGGAUGGGGGCCCUGCUGCCGCCACUCCAGGGGCGGUGACCCCGUUCGCCCUCGAUGCUGCCGUGCGCUCGUUUGGCUACAAGCACAACCACGGAUCCCUGAAGGCGGCCCAGACGACAUCGUCAAGCCCAUCCUCGGCCCUGGCAGUCCCAGGUGGUGCGCACUCGAGCGGCGGGCCUUUCAUGGGCAUGGAGGGCAUGUCCACCGCGCAGGGAAUGCAGUUCCUCAUGCAGAUGGCACCCUUCGUGAACCAGCUGAUGAAAGGCGGCAACCCCGAUGCUCGCGGACGCGGCCAAGCUUGCCCGAUCACUUUCAACAGGACUUCACAGCGUGGCAGUGCAGCUCCCAGCUUGGCCCCGACUGAGACAAUGAGCUUCGCGAGCCAUCACGGGACGCUGUCUGCUGCUACGAUGCAAUUAGCAGCGGUUGCUGCGAACUCCGAGCAGGACCUCACGGGGUUUGAGUCCCAGCUGUCCGGGCCAUCGAGCGACUACCCGUCGCCGCCACCGCCGUCCUCCGCUAGCGGUGCAGUCGUCCCAUGUGCAGGCGAGGCAACGCCAGCGUUUGCUUCGCCUGCAACGCCGCAGCCUGUUCUUGGUGGCCCUCCUGCCCCGCGGCCAGACCCAGCGCAGGCGUUGGAGGCGAAGGUGAACGAGUCUGCGGCUGCGGCUGGCAGUCACUACCAGCGGGGCCCAGUGCUCAGGCGGCCCGCUGCGGCGAUCGCUAUCGCUAUCGAGGACGGCGCCGAUGCCGACGGGGACGAGGCGUCGCCGCUUCCGAAGGCCAAAGGCAAGGCCAAAGCCCAGCCCAAGGCCAAAGGCAAUGCCAAGGGCAGGGCCAAGGCUGCGGCGAAGCCCCAGGGCAAGGACCCGAAAGGCGUGAUGACUAAGAACGGCGUGACCAUCGACAUCCGCGAUGUGAUCGCGAAGGAGUCGAUCGACGGGCGCGACUGCAAUACUUUUGCGUCGCGCGCCUACGGCCGCGCCAAGAGCCAGGCGAAGGCUGGCGGACUCGAGCCCUCGGUCGUGACAGAGAUCGCGAAGUGGGGCUUCGCUGUGGCAGCUGAGGCCUGGAAGAGCUGA